Messenger RNA from Coturnix japonica (Japanese quail), 1738 nucleotides. It is a transcript of the gene NPPC, whose product is annotated as natriuretic peptide C. The record is from RefSeq and is a predicted model, not a curated record. Gene Ontology annotation, cellular component: extracellular region. Gene Ontology annotation, biological process: cGMP biosynthetic process; receptor guanylyl cyclase signaling pathway. Gene Ontology annotation, molecular function: hormone activity. Lineage: Eukaryota; Metazoa; Chordata; Aves; Galliformes; Phasianidae.
GAGGGGACCCCCCCUUUAAAUUCCUGCUAUUGUGCAGUGGGAGGCCGGGCUGGACCUGGUUGUUUAGAUGACAUCACCGAGCAGGUUGGGUUAUAAAAUGAAUGAAGCAGAAAGCCCAAGUUCAGUGGCUCGGCACAGCGCGGGCGGCAGGAGGGACCUCGCGGCUCCGCGCUGAACUUUGACUCCCUCCGUCCCGGCCUCUCCCCGGGGCUCCCCGCUGCCCCCCGGCCCCAUUCCCGCUGCACUGCAGGAUGCAGAUCUCACCCGUGCUGGCCGGAGGACUGCUGCUCGCUCUGCUCUCCGUCGGGCUGGAGGCGAAGCCGGCGUCCCAGCUCCCGCAGAAGGCGUCCCGCGGAGCAGCGGCGGCGGCGGCGGCGGCGGCGGGUCCGCCCGAGGCUGCGGGAGCGGAGCGGGACAAGGAGAAGGAGAAGGAGCGGAACCGCGGAGGAGGCGGCGGAGGAGGCGGCGCGGGGCCGCGGGAGGCGCGGGAGGCGCGGGCAGAGACGCGGCCCCGAGCGGGUUGGGCGCGGCUGCUGCAGGAGCCGUCGGGCCGCCGCCAUAAGGGGCUGCACAAGAAGGGGCUCGGGAAGGGCUGCUUCGGCCUCAAGCUGGACCGCAUCGGAGCCAUGAGCGGCCUCGGCUGCUGAGGGACCCCUGGCGGGCACCGGAGCAGCUCCGUCGUUCCCCCAAGGGCCGGGCACGGCCGCCCCUCAGGCACCGCCUGGAAGAGCAGAGAAACCCCCCCAGGAUCGGACAAAAGAUGUGGCUGUGUUUUUCUUUUCGGUACGAGGAGUCACGGCACCCACCAGCUGUUUCGGUUGUUCUUUUUCCCUCCCCGUUCCCCCCCCUUAAAAGCGCUCUCUAUCUUCUCUAUAUUAUAUAUACAAACACUCACCGAGACAAGGGACAGUGCUUUUCUGAGAGACUGAUGAAGCCGGCUGUAUAACGUUGCUGUUUGUAAAUUCAUGUCAUGCAUAAAUGUAUUUAUGUUGUAAAGCUAUUUAUAUAUUGUUUAUAAAGAGAUAUUUAUAAAGAAAUUAUUUAUGUAACUAAAGGAGAAGUCAAGCAUUGUCACGUUGCUGGGGUUGUUGUUUUUUCUUUGUCCUAAGUAGCCGGAAAAAAGGUUAAAAAGAAAGAAAAACCGUUUGGUAACAUGUCUUUAUUUAUCAAACCCACGUCCAACUGCAACGUCGGGUUGAUUGAUUGGAAUGGAGCCGAGAGAUGGUCGGGAUGCUUUAGAGAAGGCAGGAGCCGGAGGAAGGCUGUGAUGGGGGAAGCUUUGAUCCCUCGUGCUUUAAGUCGUGCCCAGCGCUGCUGUGCUCGGAUGGAGCCAGUUCUGCCCGAUGGAAGCACCUGAGCUCGCUGCCACAGCCCGGCCGGGAGGGGAGAGCAGCAGAGUGAUGGCACGGCACCGGGCUGCAGUCCCUGUUUCAUGCUGUGCUGCUCUGGGUGCUGCACGGAGGUGCCGUCCCAGCGCUGGAUGUGCUGAGCUUUGUGCUGGAGCUGCUCACAGGACACAACAGCUGAUCUUCCCUCUGGCUGCUAAGAUGAUAUAGAACCCUCUGGUGCAGCAGCGAUGUGUUGAACCGUGCCCAGGACAGUACGUACAGCAAAAUACAGCUGAGCUGCCUGGGAUGCAUUCCUGGAUACAGCUUCUUGCUAUGUAAAGCUCAUGAAAUAAAUCAUUAAAAUGGCUCUGUGCUCUGAAGGGCACAGCCAGCGAGGGGGCAAACUCCCA